AUGGGCUUCGGUAGAUUCGUCCAUCACAUCGGCACAUUCUUGCUGUUUGUGUCGUUUGUGCUUCUCAUCGUCGUGGACAUUACGGCUCCUGUGGUGAACAACCUCUCAAUGAUGAAGGUUGACCUCGGCCGGAACUCUGCAUCGGCGGAUCAAGUAACGUUUGGCACAUUCGGUUACUGCCUUAGAGGCGUGGGUGGUGAUUCUGAUGAGUGCACUCACGCCAAGAUUGGAUAUGACCCUGCUGGUCUCAUGGAGCGUCUUGACGGCAGCGACUUCAGCGAUGCGUCCGGCGAUACUGCCAAGGGUCUGACCAGAGUCAUGGUCCUGCACCCUGUCGCGACAGGCCUCUGCUUCAUCGCCUUCCUGCUUUGCAUCUUCACGGGCAUUGUCGGCGCCUUCUUGGCCUCGAUGGUGUCGCUGCUCGCCUUCGUCGUCACACUGGUAGCCAUGAUUUGCGACUUUGUCACCUUUAGCAUCAUCAAGCACGAUGUCAACAAGAACGGCGUCAGCACUGCCAAGUGGGGUCCCGGUAUCUGGCUGAUCCUCGUUUCCGCCAUCUUCACUCUCUUUGGCGCCGGUAUCGUCUUUGUCACAUGCUGCUGUGCUCGCAAGAAGGAUAGGACUGAGCGCCAGAAGGAGCACUGGAAUGAGACGACUGCUACCAGGAACCGACGUCGCUUCUGGUAG
This is a messenger RNA of Pochonia chlamydosporia 170, 687 nucleotides long. Its product is annotated as pali-domain-containing protein. The transcript is spliced from 2 exons. The record is from RefSeq and is a predicted model, not a curated record. Lineage: Eukaryota; Fungi; Ascomycota; Sordariomycetes; Hypocreales; Clavicipitaceae. Gene Ontology annotation, cellular component: growing cell tip; plasma membrane; cell division site. The coding region runs from base 1 to 687 and encodes 228 amino acids.